Messenger RNA from Schistosoma bovis, 3490 nucleotides. Lineage: Eukaryota; Metazoa; Platyhelminthes; Trematoda; Strigeidida; Schistosomatidae. The record is from the annotation of a GenBank genome assembly.
AGUACUACUAGUUCAAAUACUAAAAUAUUUUAUCGCUAGAUACUCAUCACUUGAAGGAAUCAACAUUCUUAUCAAGUAAAACAAACUAAAUGAUAUCAUUUUGAAGUCAAAAGCGUUCUGGAUGCUUCAUGAGUACUAUAUCAUAGGCCUUAUUAUAAGCUUUUUCCACAUUUGUAUCACCAAUCAAUCUCCAAAUCGUAAAGAAAAUAUUUUACAUGGCAGUAAAAUGUUUGUUGGAAAGUUUUGUUUUAUUUCAAACGAAAAGACGCUUAUAUUUCUUGGGACAAAUUCCAGCAUAAUAAUCAUUUCUAUAUCCGAUGAGUUUUUCAUUUAUGAUAAAAUCACAUUGCCGGAGGUUCAAUAUCAUUCAAACGUGGAUUUUAAAAACGGCUAUUGCGACUCUGUCAUUUACUCAGUUGUUCAAUUAGGACCAGAUUUAUAUGAAAUAUGUGGAAAAGUUGAUAUAAACGUACGCUGUAGUAUUAUAAUGAAGAAAGGUCUAGUAUGGUUGUCUUUGUUUGAAGAGCAUGUGUCUCUUGGAUAUAUGAAUAGCCGUAUAACUUAUGAGUAUUCGGAUGGUUAUUUAACAUUAGCCUACUUGUCUAAUAGAUAUUUUCCUAGGUUAGAAUUAAAAAAACUUAAUUUACUGUCGAAUAGAUUUAUGAAUAUUAAUGAAACUGCACAUCAUGCUUCAAAUCAUUUAAAUGAUAAUUCUAAUAUAUAUGAUAAAAAUUAUUGGUCUUUAAAUGUAAAUUCUAUACGUUGGAAUAAAUUGUUACAAACGAGUAAAUUGAAAAAUUCUCAUUUUACUGAAGGUUAUGAAUUUAUGUUUUAUAAAAUUUUAUCAUUACCUGGUAAAAGAUAUAUUAUUUUUCAAGAACCAGCAAUAGAAACUCAACUUAAGGAGAACCCAUGGACAUCUGAAUAUAAGAUUGUAUAUACACGUAUAGCUCGCAUUUGUACAGAAGAUAAAGGGUUUCUUAUGCCAAAUGAUGGAAGUAAACUGUUCACAUCAUUUUUUAAGACAAGGCUUGUAUGUCAAGUUCGUACAAGAACAAAAAACUUAGAUGGAUCACCUAGUAUCUCAUCUACAAAUCGUGAUUUUAAUUAUCUUGUUGCAUUAUCAACAAGUUAUAUACCAGAAAUUAAAAAUGAUUUACUUAUUUAUGGUUUAUUCUCAGCUCGUGAUCCUCAAUUAAAUAAUGAAUUACCAUUAAAACUAACAAAUAAUCUAGUAACAUCUGGACCAUUGGCAUUAUGUAUUUAUAAACUUUCUAAUGUGGAUAAAAUCAUUGAAUCUAGUGAUUUAAUGUUACGUUUACCAACAUUUUCACCAUCAUAUCAUAAAGAACAAAUAAAUAUAAUUUAUGAAAAUUAUUCAAAAUUCAAUGAUGAACGUGAUUUGUUUACAUAUGGUAGGCAUAGAUUUUCAAAUGGUUUCAAACGAAUAAAUCGUGAUAAAUAUUCAUAUUUAACAAACUUUACAAAGUGUCCAGGUUCAACUACAUCAAAUAAACGUUUAGCAUUAGAAGCAUCAUUAUUAAUUGAUUCAGUUUAUCCAGAAAAAUUAGAUAUUUUUGGCAUGAUUGAAUCACAUUCACAAAUUACUGGAUUUAUUAUUGAUCCACGUCAUGUUUCUAAAAUUUAUCAAGAUAAAACACAACCUGGACAAAUAAAACAUAUACGUUAUACAAUUUUUUAUGUUGGAACAAAUAAUGGUGAUGUUUACAAAAUGUUAUUAUUCAAUGAAAUAGAAGAUCAUUUCUCUGAAUUAUUUCCAUUUCAAUUAAAUCCAUAUAAAAACAAUAUUAAUUUAACUAAACCAAUUUCAAUUGAUGAUUAUAAUAGAUCCCAAUCAAUGAUCUCAAUGAUAACUUCUGGUCAUAUUUAUAUUAUAAAACAAUUAUUUCUAUCAAAAAACCAUCAUAAAAUAACAAAUUUAUUAUUACUUCAUAAAUCUUAUUUCAAUAAAACUAUACAAAUAAGAUCAAGUAAUGAGGCAUUUAAUUAUUCUACAAUGGAUAUAUUUUCUUUAUUAAUAUUUACACAUGAUACAAUAAUACAAAUUGAAUUAACACAAUGUGAUAAAGUUCAAACGUGUAGAGAAUGUUUAGCGCUCAAAGAUCCAGACUGCUAUUGGAAUAAAAUGUUAAAAAAAUGUGACACUAAUUCAGAAGGGUUAAGCAAUAUUCUGACUGGUUUUCACAAGGACUGUGAGGAAUCAAAUGACGCCGAAUUGAAAAAUCCUGAAAAUUCCGAAAAUUCAGAUCGCCUGAGAAAAUUAGAUCUACUUAAAGUUCCGCUUGAUCUAGUAGCCAGAGGAAAAUUUUCUACUGGAUUAUUAUAUCCAAUUCAAAAUAUCUGGAAAUUGUUGUUUUCCGGAUUUGUCGGUAUAAUCAUUGGUUUAAUCAUAGGUGUAGCACUUUUUAUUAUCAGAAAAAAGUGUUUGAAAUUGUCACAUUCUCGUAUCAACAAACUAUCAAUUACAAAUAACGAAACUACUACCGAUGAAUCAUUUAAACAAAUACAUAAUUUUACUAAUAAUCAAAAUAACUUUCCAAUUAAUCAAUCUAAACAACUACAUGACAUUUCAACGUCUCAUCUUAAAUUUGUAACCAAUUCAAGUAUACCUAUUAUAGAUAAUCAUGAAAUGACUUUAUCUCAAUUCAAUAACACAAUAGAUCCUUGUGAUCAUCAAAUAAUCAUAGAGUCAAUUCAUAAAAAUAAUGAUAUAGAAUUAUUGACUUCACCUAAACAACCGAUCACUACUAAUUUAUCAUUUGAAGAAGAUCAAAUCAAUAGAUUACAUCUAAAUUCGAAUAAAAUAAAAACUUCUUUUAGAAAUUAUUCAUCAUCUAACAUGAAUAAUGAUAGAAAAACCUUAGAGAUUACUGAUAAUCUUAUUAGUUCGAAUAAUACUCUUGGUUAUAAUUACAAUGUUGAUUUAAGAAAAUGUAAAAAACCAGAACUAUCCACAUUUUUAACAUCAUAAACAUUAAACUACAAUUCAAUGUUCAUAUUUGCAUUUCCUUGAUUUCUUUUUCUCUUUUCUGAAUUUAAAUCUUUCUUGUACAUAAUUGAUGAAUGUCCAUACUGGAUUAAAACAUGAUAUAAAAGCAUUUGCAUUUUGUAUUCUAUGAUACUCGUAUGUUUUAUGUGUAUCCGCUUAAUAAUUUUAUUUUAAAAAUAAAAGAGAAAAUAAUAAUAAUUAAUUAUUUAAUUUCAAUGUUUAUUCUCCCCCCAUCAAUGAUAAUUGUACCAUAGAUACAAAUAAUAACUUUGUAAUGAACAAGGACACAUCAGUGGGGACAAUCGAAUGUUUUUUGACAGAAAAUUAUAAAACUUGUUAAUAAAAUCUAACAAUCAUAUGGUAAAUGCUUAAUUUGCAAAAUGUUAUUUAUUAUCGAAUCCAUUUUUUUUGUGAUACAGUCCUUCCUAUCGUUCUAUAGACAUACAUUUUCCAUAUAUACGAAUGUACAGCUUAAGUAAA